GCUGGAGGUGGGGGUGGGGGAGGCAGCAGUUCCUGCCAAGAGUUGGCCGGGGUGAGAUGCUCCCUUCCUCAGCCAUGGAGCUGCCUCCUUGAGAAACCCAAGGGCAGGAGGAUCGCCCCUUACCCGGACUUCCAAAUCUCCCCAAGGGGCUCAUUUCAUAGGAUCCCCCCUAGUUCAAGGGGGAGAGGUUCGGGGCACUGGGCUUGGCCCGCCUUGGCCGGGAUCGUGGCAAAGGGGUCCCGCUGCGGCUCCGGGCCAAGGGAACUGCAAGGCGCGAAGGAUGGCAGCAGGGAUGCGCUGCCAGGCCCGGCGUUCUCCAGCGCUCAGGCUGCAGGCCAGAUGGGGCUGCGGCGCGCAAGGCGGAUCCCGGCGGGGGGCGGGCGGGCGAAGGAUCCGGCCCUGGCCCGGGCGGGCCUCUUUCUGGCGGACGGCGAACGAGCGAGCUGGCGGGCGGGCGGAGCAGCGCAGCUCGAGCCUCCGCGAUGCCGCCGCCUUCCUCUCCCGAAAGCGCCUCGCCGCCCUCUCGUCGGUUCCAACCGGUUUGGACCGGCUGCCUGCCGGCCGGCGGCUCCUCAACUGCGGCGGAGCGGCAGGAAGGGAGCCCCGCGGACACUCGCCAGCCAGGCUCCCCAAGGCCGGAGGGCUGGGCCAGGCAGGGCGGGCGCCGGGCGAGCGCGGCCAGGCAGGCACAAACAAAAUGUUCCAUCAGUUAAGAAGAAAGCAGCCUUGAGGACAUGAGGAAGCAGACUGCUCAGAGCCUUAAAUCUGCAACAUAAACAUUUAUGAAUGGUGUUACCUAACCUGGCAACAAAACAUCUGCAGGAAACGAAAAACAAAACUUGGACAACCAAGAGCACAGCAGUUCAACCCUGAGUCACAUCUACUCUCUAUAUGACUAGAGGUGGAAACAAGAUUCUUCUGGGUUCAAGGCAGCUGUUGUGUUCAUCUGCAUGUGAGAUGAACUAGACUGAGGUGGCUUGAGGCAACUGUCACAGGGAGGGCUUGAUAAGCAGACUCUCCUUCACCAAACGCCUCUUCUUGGCUGUGCAGCUCAAAUGCAGUCCAGUCCAAACAGGGAGUUGGAGCACCCCAGGGGGGCAAGUUCUUAAGCCAAACCUGUCUUCUUUGGGAUCCCACUGCAGCUGCGGAGGCAGCCACACAGUCGCGGGAACAGCUGUAGGUAAAUGCAACAUGGCACCCGAGGCUGCCAGAAGCUCCUUUUGGUCUUCUGAAGAAUCAUCUCAGCCCUUCUGAUGUUCCUUGGAAAUCUUUAGGAUUCAUUUGUGCCUUCACCAUCAGGAGAGAUCCUGUUUCUGCACUUCUGGGCCAAGAUAUUUCAGUGGUACAAUUCAGGCAGAAAGCAGGCCAGACUAUCGGGUGGUGAAGCUACUCCUGCAUUUUAGGUCCUUUCCUACAUGUGUGGAUGGAAGGAGAAAAACAUUCUGACUUGGUGUGAUAUGUCCUAGCGUGUUUCCUCUGUGCUUCAGCUAGUUGGAGCAAAAUAAUAUUUUAAGGAAUAAAAGGUCAGCUUUUAAGCAUUCUUACUUUCUUCAGGCUGAAUGUCAUACAUGUUUGAGGAGAGCUCCUCUUCCCUCCCAUUACGGUCUAGAUAUCCCAGUACAAUACACAGCUGUAGUAUUGGGAAGGAAAUUUUGCCCCAGGGCUGAGGAGAACAGCCUUCUCAACCUGCAUCACCUGUCUGGAAAGAAGCACUCAGGUAAAGCAGGUUAUUGAGCCAGAGAGGAGAUUUUGGAAAGAACCAGCUUGGAUUGUUGAAAAUUAGAGUGUUGAGCUUUUGAUGGGGACAGUAAUGUUUGCUGUAAGGACAGGAGUGGCAGGACAACUUAUUUCUAUCUUGCAGCAAGGUUAACUUGCUUUCAAAUUAAUUUAAAGAGUAAUCCAAAGUCUUUCUCCAGGAAUGCAUUUCGUUCACCAAAUGGGACAGUCAGGACUAGGCAUUCAACUCCCUUAAGGAGGAGCAGCUCAGACUUUUAACACAUUUCAAGAAUUUGCAUCAUCCCCUUGGAAGGUCUGUUAAUUUCUAGUUAGCUGCCUCAUGAAGACCUGGAUCUGGGAGUGCAGAAGGGCAAGUUCUCUGGGCAAAAAGAACUUGGCAAAAACUGUGAGGUCAGAAGGGUAAAGUCUUCUUAGAUGUGACCCAGCUCAGUGCCCAGACACAUCCCUGAAUCAAAAUUAGCUGCAGAAAUAUCCAAGAGCUUCAAGCCUUCUGUUUUCUAGUGCGCAGCAUUUCACAAAGAGAUAGAUGGACGGACUCCUCGCCUUGGGUUAAGUAGUGGACAAGGAGGAGAUGGAAGCAAGCAUGACUCUUGCCCUGUUCCCAGGGAUGGUGCUCAAAGGACCACUUUUCUCCUACAAACGAAAGCCUCAUCUGCAAGAAGCAACCCUGGUGGUCCUUCUAGAUCAGGGAUCUCCAACCUUGGCAACUUUAAGCCUGGAGGACCUCAACUCCCAGAAUUCCCCAGCCAGCUAAACUGGGAAUUCUGGGAGUGUAGGUUCUCCAGGCUUAAAGUUGCAAGAUUGGAGAUUCCUGAUCUAGAUGUUCAGAUCUUCACAUUGGCAGCCAAGGAGGGGAGCUGUCCAGGCCUCAAAGCCUGCUCAGCAACCUGCGUGGAAGCUGCAAAGGCCAGGUGGCCCCACGACUUCUAGUUCAUUGAAGAAGAGAGAGAAGAGAGCAAUUUUGUGGCAUCACCUUUAGGGUUGUUCCAGUUGGCUGCUUGUCCAGAGGACAACAAAGCCGCAGCUUGGACAGACCGUAGUCCAGCCAGUGGCUGUGAGAGAAAACGUCUGGGCCUGAAUGCAGCUUUUGACAGCAGUUGGGUGGAAACCAGAAAUUGCUGGCCGUUUGCCUUGGCGCAGGUUCCUAAGGUCUUGUGUCAUCCUCUUCUUCUCAUCCUUGGCCUUCAGUGCAUGUCCAGCAUUGGGUCAGCUGUGUUCUUUUUUCCUAUUUGUUUCUCUUUCUCCCUGCAGGGCUUGGUCGUGACCCCUCAGAUCCCGCUGGAAAAUGGUGUUCCAGAAAUCACCCGAUGGUGGCUGGGGAUGGGUGAUAGUCCUCAGCUCCUUCUUCACCCAGUUCUUGUGUUAUGGGUCGCCCUUGGCAGUUGGGGUGCUCUACAUGGAAUGGCUGGACCUCUUUGGAGAAGGGAAAGGAAAGACCGCCUGGGUCGGAUCCCUGGCCAGCGGAGUGGGGCUGCUCGCAAGUCCCAUCUGCAGCACCUGCGUCUCUGCUUUCGGUGCACGGCCAGUGACCAUCUUCAGUAGCUUCAUGGUUGCAGGAGGCCUGAUGAUAAGCAGCUUUGCUCCCAAUAUCUACUUUCUGUUUUGUUCCUAUGGAAUUAUUGUUGGACUUGGAUGUGGCUUAUUGUAUACGGCCACCGUCACAAUCACAUGCCAAUACUUUGACAAACGUAGAGGCCUCGCACUCGGUCUCAUUUCCACAGGGUCGAGCGUUGGCCUUUUCAUCUAUGCUGCCUUACAGAAAGAGCUGAUUGAACUGUAUGGGUUGGAUGGCUGCCUGCUGAUCAUUGGUGCACUCUCUCUAAAUAUUCUAGCCUGUGGAAGCCUGAUGAGGCCUCUGCCGGUGGCCCAGAAGCCCAAUCCGGAGAAGGUUCCAGAUCAAUACAUCAUUUAUAACAGAAAAGAGAAGUUCUCUCAUGAAGAACACAUCACCAUACCUGAAAAGGCCCAGAGUGAGGGGAAAGGGGAGAAUCAGGUGAUGGGCAGCAACCGCCAAGCGAAUGGACUCCCAGUUCACAGCCAGCUGCUCUCGGCCUCCCCGAGAGAGGCAGACAGCUACCCAAAGAAAGUUGCAGAACAAACUUACCUCUGCAAGCAACUGGCUAAGCAGAAAUGGGGCCUGUAUUUAAAUUACUGGGAGGACACCCUGAGUCUUUUUAAAAACAAAGUCUUUUCUGCCCUGUUCAUUGCCAUCUUCCUUUUCGACGUUGGUGCCUUCCCUCCUUCCUUGCUCAUGGAGGACGUGGCGAGGAGCUCAAAUGUCAUCGAGGGGGACUGCGCCAUCCCUCUGAUCUCCAUCAUCGGCAUUAUGACUGCUGUGGGGAAGUUGGCCCUGGGCGUCCUGGCGGAUAUGGACUGGAUUAACGCUUUGUAUCUCUACAUCCUGACAUUGAUCUUGACGGCGGCAGCCCUGGUCUUAAUCCCCUUCGCCCAAAGCUACAGUGCUCUGGCGAUCCUUUCGGGGGUUUUAGGGUUCCUUGCAGGAAACUGGUCGAUUUUCCCUUAUGUCACAACCCAGAUGGUGGGGAUCGAGAAACUGACCCAUGCCUACGGCAUAUUGAUGUUUUUCGCGGGACUUGGAAACAGCCUUGGACCCCCAAUUGUAGGUUGGUUUUAUGACUGGACCGCUUCUUAUGAUGUGGCUUUCUACGCCAGUGGCCUGUGUGUGCUCUUCGGAGGGCUCCUCCUCCUGGUGGCCGUGCUUCCCUGUUGGCAUGGAACGAACUCUACCAUCGGGCCAAACCCCAAACACUUAUUCCUCCACAGCUGCCUCCAGAGUGUGAAUGGCCGUAUGGAAUAGUUGCUGCUGUUUUUAUACCGAUACUUUUAGUAACUUUUGCAUCUAUUUAUAAAGGUUUUUAAUGAUACUUUUGAUACUUCUUGGAAACACUUGGACCUUUGAGCCAAAACAUCAAGUCCUGGCCAUUGCGGCUAAGUUCUUACAACACAACGGGGCCUUCUGCUUUGCCAUUGCCCAUAAUUAGCAAAAUGCUGCUUGUGCCUAGGAAUGACAAUGCUGGAUUGCAACUGACCAAGAGACUUUUAAGAUGUAGUGAAGCUCAGCUGUUGAGGUGGAGCUGCUCUUGACCUCUCCCUGAUCAGGAGGGUAAGUGUACAAGCCGUGGCAAGUGUGCAAAACGGUUGGAUCUAGAACCGGCAUAUUCAGUCUCCUGAAUGAGGUUCCUCUUCUCACUCACAUUGUAUUGUACUACAGUUUUGCUAUGUAUUUUCUGGUGCAACAAAUGUAUUUUAUAUUCAUUUACAUGUAAUCCUUGUACUUAAUUUUGGCCAAGUCGGCACAAUACUUCUCCCCUCUUCAAGGAAUCUUCAUGUUGUUUGGUAGGGAGAGGCUGCCUCCCACUGAGUGUCAUGAAAGUGAUUGAAGACCCUGUUUUCUUUGAGGAAUCUCUUAGGUUGCCAAAAGAUCCCGUGAUCUAUGAAGUAAACAACAUGACAAGAAUGUAGCAUUUAAUACCAGUGAAGAUGCUGGAUGGCAAAAAAGUUACUGCAUCUUGCAUUAGGAGCUGUUAAAAAUUAUUCAGUUGAAAUCUAUAAAACCAAGGAAUAAAUACAAUUUAUUAAAGAAACCACCAACUACAAAACUGAAAUACUGGUUUUAUUUAUUUUACAAAUUCAAGACAAGA
Ahaetulla prasina is the source of this 5399-nucleotide messenger RNA. It is a transcript of the gene SLC16A9, whose product is annotated as solute carrier family 16 member 9. The transcript has 6 exons. Bases 3023 to 4555 code for a protein of 510 amino acids. Gene Ontology annotation, molecular function: monocarboxylic acid transmembrane transporter activity. Gene Ontology annotation, biological process: monocarboxylic acid transport; transmembrane transport. Lineage: Eukaryota; Metazoa; Chordata; Lepidosauria; Squamata; Colubridae. The record is from RefSeq and is a predicted model, not a curated record.